Molecule: messenger RNA, 435 nt
Organism: Dibothriocephalus latus
Lineage: Eukaryota; Metazoa; Platyhelminthes; Cestoda; Diphyllobothriidea; Diphyllobothriidae
Source: the annotation of a GenBank genome assembly
AUGCUCUUCGCAGCUGUCAGCACCGCUACUAUGUGGGCGGGCAGACAGGUUGCUGGACGCAUUGCCUAUCUAGGAUGCGGCUGGAAGGGCGCCGUGUGUGUGUUUACCAAUCCCGAAGAAACGACGCGUGAUUCACUUUUUGCUCCCAGCCACAACCUUCCUCAACUUCAACCCCUCCAGGAGAAUUCUAACUUCUCAGUCGUAUGCGACGCCGUAGACGCCGUAGACGCAGUAACAGUUCAGACAGCGAUCUGCCUCCGUCAUCAGAUCUUCGUGAUUCCGACAGCCGAUCGGAAAACCGGCGGUCACAUGAUCCGCAACGUCAUCACAGCCGCCAUCAACAUCAUCAUCGUCAUCAUCGCUCGAAGUCAUCCAGCCAUGUCUCUGCCGUCACCCGCCGCAUGCACUCUUAAUCAGAAGCCAAGCAUCUGGUGA